Labeo rohita (rohu) is the source of this 1663-nucleotide messenger RNA. Its product is annotated as G-protein coupled receptor 4-like. The coding region runs from base 417 to 1328 and encodes 303 amino acids. Gene Ontology annotation, cellular component: membrane. The transcript has a single exon. NCBI's taxonomy places the organism in Eukaryota, Metazoa, Chordata, Actinopteri, Cypriniformes, Cyprinidae. Gene Ontology annotation, molecular function: G protein-coupled receptor activity. Gene Ontology annotation, biological process: phospholipase C-activating G protein-coupled receptor signaling pathway; positive regulation of Rho protein signal transduction. The record is from RefSeq and is a predicted model, not a curated record.
ACCUGCAGUUACAUCACGAAACUUUGACCGCCUUCUUUCGUCGAACCACACAGACUUCAUCGCGACCUUUUCUGGCAGACCCUCCUCUUCAUCCAACCGCAGACGAGACCUUGUUGACCCGAAAGAACCGCAACUAUUGGUUGCGUCCAAAAUGUCCCUCCUCCGUCUCCCACGGGAAGAGCUUUUCUCGGAGCGCCCCGAGAGAGACGCUAAACUGACGACGUGUCUAAGUUAGGUGACGGUCAGAGAAACGUCAGCAGAGACCGACAAUCACACCAAGCUGUAGAAGAACGUCUCCGUAUUGAACGAGCGGUGGGUGAGAAAUCUGUUUGCAAUCAUUUAACUUGACGAGGUUCUGAGAGACAAAGUCAAGUCAUUGUUAUGCAUCCUAGGUUUAGUAGAUCUAACAGUCGCUCAUGAUUAUAACCGAAGUCACGCUCUCCUUCACAGCUCACUUCAUCAUCAUGUCAAACACCUCGACUUUGAACCUAAACUCCAGCGUCUCCGGGUGGCACCGUCUGCCGUGGUAUCAGUUCGAGGAGUGUGCGGAGGCUCCUCACUGGUUUCUUCUGUACUAUGGUGUGAAAGUGUUGAAUCUGGUUGCAGGCGUUCCCCUGAACGUCCUCGUGUUGUGGCAGAUUCUGAGAAAGAAGAGCGAAAGCUCAACAUCCGACGUCUUCAUUUUCAACCUCUCCAUCCUGGACGCUUAUUUUGGCCUCAUGACGCCUGUUGAUCUUUCCAACCGGCUGUAUUUCAACGACGCGUCCGUCUGGUACUCUGUGCGAUUCGCCUAUGGGCUGAAAGACGUGACUCCGUUAUUCCUCACCUGUAUUUGUCUGGAUCGCUACAUCGCCGUGGUCCAUCCCAUCCUGUUCACCGGGAUCCGUGACACUCGAUUCCGAAUUGGCGUCUCGGCGGUGGUGUGGGGACUCAUCCUGGCCUACUCGCUGACCAAAACCUUUUUGGGCGUCAUGAGCGUGAACGAGGUCUUUAGCGGCGUCAUCCUCUCUGCCUUCUUCAUCAUGGUGUUCUGCAACCUCUCCAUCAUCUGGGUCCUCAGGAAGAGCGUCGCAGGGAAAGAAGCCAUGAACCCGGUGAAGAAGAAGGCCUUCAAAAUGGUGAUUACCGUCCUGGCCAUCAUCGUGGGGAACUAUCUGCCUCCCGUGGCUCUGAUGCCGUUUGCGUCCACCUAUUCAUUCGUGACGUUCCGCUGUAAGAUCAGCCUCUGCGUGUUCUCCAUCAUGGACCUGAGCUGCACCAUCGAGCCUUUGCUCUACAUCUCUAAGAUGGAGCGCUCCACGUUUUGUCAUUGCCUUCAGAGCGCCUGAAGUGUGCGUGAUUUCAGAUUCUUGGAGUGUCUGUCUCUCUGUCUAAUCUAGGGAUCUCAAUCCCUGCUCCUGGAGAGCUGCUGUCCUGCAGACUUUAGUUCCAAUCCUUCUCCAACAAACAUGCCUGGAAUUAUCAAGUAACCCUGAACACCUAGAUUAGCUGUUUCAGGUGUGUUUGAUUGGGUUGAAGCUGAAAUCUGCAGGACCGUAGCUCUCCAGGAACAAGGUCGCCCAGUGGAUCCCAACCGGUGGUUCGUGACCCAAACGUGAACCUCAGGUGUGUUGCGAUGGGGCACUGACAGCAUGAAAAACACUGUCUAAUAUUACAAUAAAUU